CGACCGGACCGACGCGGCGACGCUAUUCGUCUAUCGACAGACGACAACAGCUCACAGCUGCUAGUCUUGGCUGACGGUGCGCUACUGGCAUUCUGGCAACCGUCAAAAUCGGUAUUUCCAUCUUUUUACUUUCACAGAUUUUAAAUUUUAACUUUUCGCUGUUGACUGUGGUUUGAGAUACUUUACUAACCACAAUUGAUUAGAAGACGACUUUUUGUCGAUGUUUAAAAAUCGUUCUGUUUAGUGACUUAGUGUUUACUGUUUUGUAAUAUUGUGCUAUAAUUCGUCGUUAAUAUAGAUCAUGGAUUUUUAUAAUAAACACUUCCAUCGACUAAUCCGUAAUGUGGAUCCCAAUGGCAUGUUGAAUGUGCCACUUAACGUGUUUACUAAUGGAAAAUGUCUAGAGAAAUAUUUUAAGACGAAUAGUGACUUUCGGAAAUUAGACGUCCCUUGGAUGUGCGAUCAAUUAAUUAUACUUUUGCUUAACUUUGAUGAUAUAGUUGCUAUUUCGUCAACCUUACAAUUUUUGAAAAAUGACUUUCAGCGCAUUAAAUAUCCAUUUGUUUUGAUAAAUCAAGCUUUUAUUGGCUUAAUUUUAAUACAUGCAAAUGCCACAAAAGUGUAUUACAGUAAGUUUAUAUUUGUAACUAUACAAGUGGUUUUUCAAAGAUAA
This is a messenger RNA of Diuraphis noxia (Russian wheat aphid), 673 nucleotides long. RefSeq lists its product as uncharacterized. NCBI's taxonomy places the organism in Eukaryota, Metazoa, Arthropoda, Insecta, Hemiptera, Aphididae. The record is from RefSeq and is a predicted model, not a curated record.